Poecile atricapillus (Black-capped chickadee) is the source of this 2797-nucleotide messenger RNA. RefSeq names its product protocadherin gamma-C5-like. NCBI's taxonomy places the organism in Eukaryota, Metazoa, Chordata, Aves, Passeriformes, Paridae. Gene Ontology annotation, biological process: homophilic cell-cell adhesion. Bases 77 to 2797 code for a protein of 906 amino acids. Gene Ontology annotation, molecular function: calcium ion binding. The record is from RefSeq and is a predicted model, not a curated record. The transcript has a single exon. Gene Ontology annotation, cellular component: plasma membrane.
GCUGUUUUCUAAGCCGUGGAAGAGAGACCCAGGGAUUUAGUCGCAGUUCCUCAGUGCCUGCUGUGUCCCGGGCCGGAUGCGCGCGGACAUGGAGAGUGUCAGCCUCCAGCGACCCGCCUGGAAAUGGCAAGUACUGAGUUUGUUUUUGCUCUGCGGCUGGGGCUGGGUCUCCGGGCAGAUCCACUACUCGGUGGUUGAGGAGUCAGAGUUGGGAACCGUGGUGGGGAACGUGGCCCGGGACCUGGGCUUGAAGGUGGAGGAGCUGCCGGGUCGCAGGCUGCGCCUGGGCUCAGAGGAGAGCUUGCGCUACUUCGCCGUGCGCCUGGACAGCGGCACGCUGGUGGUGAGCCAGCGGCUGGACCGCGAGCGUCUGUGCGGAGCAGCUGCCAGCUGCGUGCUGUCGGUGCAGGUGGUGACAGAGAACCCCCUGCAGCUCUUCCGCCUGGAAGUGGAGAUCCUGGAUCUGAAUGACAACUCCCCGAGCUUCCCCACCGCUCACCGCACCCUGCGCAUCGCCGAGUCUGCCACGGUGGCUGCGCGCUUCCCCCUGGAGAGCGCGCAGGACCCCGACGUGGGCACUAAUGCUGUGAGCUCCUACUGGCUGAGCCCGAACUCCCACUUCUCCCUGGACGUCAAGCAGCAGCCGGAUGGCAAACUCUUCCCGGAGCUGGUGCUGGAGCAUGCCCUGGACCGGGAAGAGCAGCCAGAAGUGCAGCUGGUGCUGACGGCCGUGGAUGGGGGAAGCCCAGCACGCUCAGGCACGGCGCAGAUCACGGUCCAGGUCCUGGAUGUCAAUGACAACGCACCCAUCUUUGACCACACCACGUACAAGGUGAAAGUCCCGGAAAACACACCUGUGGGGGCUGUGCUCCUCCGGGUCAAUGCGUCUGACCCCGACGAGGGUCCCAACGGGGAGACACAGUAUUCCUUUGGGGUUCACACCUCUGACUCAGUGCGGAGGCUCUUUGCCCUGGAUCCCCACUCUGGCGAGGUCCGGGUGAGUGGGGCCCUGGACUUUGAGGAAUCACGUUUCUAUGAGAUCUAUGUGCGAGCCCACGAUGGAGGGGUCCCAGAGAUGGAGGGCAAUUGUGUGCUGCAGGUGCAAGUGGAGGAUGCCAAUGACAACCCCCCAGAGGUGCUGCUCACAUCCCUGUUGAAUCCGGUGCCAGAAGACACCCCACCAGAGACUGUCGUGGGGCUCUUCAAUGUACGGGACCGAGACUCGGGGGCCAAUGGGGAUGUGAGCCUGGAAAUCUCCCCCGAUGUGCCUUUUGCCAUCAGGUCCCUUCAGAACCACUUCUCCCUGGUCACCCAGAAGAGCCUGGACCGAGAGUCUACCUCACAGUAUGCAGUGGAGCUGAUCGCCCAGGAUGGUGGUUCUCCUGCCCUCACCACCACACUCACGCUGCUCCUCAAUAUAUCUGAUGUGAAUGACAACCCCCCACGCUUCUCGCAGCCCUCCUACGAAGCCUUUCUCCAGGAGAACAACCCGCCUGGCUCCCUGCUGUGCACCGUCUCUGCCUCAGACCCUGACGCCGGGGAUAAUUCCCGGCUUGUUUACUCCAUAGAGAGUGGCCAAGUGCAGGACGCCCCCAUCUCUUCCUUCGUCCACAUCAACCCUGACAACGGUAAUCUCUAUGCCCAGCGCACCUUUGACUUCGAGGUGCUGCAGGUUCUGCCGGUGUCUGUGCUUGUGAGGGACUCGGGGUCCCCCCCUCUGUAUGCCAAUAUUACCGUCUACAUCUUUGUGCUGGACCAGAACGAUCAUCCCCCCACCAUCCUGUACCCUGUCAGUGACAGCGAUGUGCCGGCACCCCAGAGGGUCCCGCUGUCUGCCCCACCGGGCUACCUGGUGGCCAAGGUGACAGCAGUGGAUGCAGAUGCUGGCCACAAUGCCUGGCUCUCGUACCGACUGCUGCCGCAGUCCACCGACCCCUCCUUGUUCCACGUGUCGCUGUACACCGGGGAGGUGCGGACGGCGCGUGCCUUCCAGGACAGCGACAUGGCAGUGCAGCAGCUCAUUGUCCAGGUGAUGGACAACGGUGACCCUCCGCUCUCCACCACUGCCACCAUCACUCUGGCUCUGGAGGAGGCAGCCCUGGAGGAGAGCUUCAAGCCUCAGGAUUUCCUGGCUGGUGCCAAGGAGAAGCCGGACCUGACCUUCUACCUGAUCAUCGCACUGGCAGCCAUUAGCACGGUGGCACUGGCCACUGUCACCCUCCUGGCCGCCCGGUGCCUCCGGCGCAGGGGCCGUGCCGCCGUCUCACCCUACUGCUGCUGCUGGCUCAGCGAGUCGCCCUCCCGGGACUUCUGCAAGCACUCCAGCCCCAAGCUCCAGCUCAGCUCCGACGGCACUCUUAAGUACAUGGAGGUCACACUGCGACCCACCGACUCCCCGUCCCAGUGCUACAGCACCUGCUUCUCCCCGGGCUCCGAGCGGAGCGACUUCACCUUCCUGCGGCCCUGCCCAACCCCCGCCACGCUGCCGAGGGAAAGCGGGGUUUUCCUGCCCGCCGCCGGCACGCUGCGGGACCGCGGCCAGGUGAGCGGCGGUGCCGGGGCGGGGUCCGGCGGUGCCGGGCGUUCCGACGGCGCGGUCCCCGCGGGGGGCGCGGAGCGGCCGCGCCGGUUCGCGGGCCGUGAUUGGCGCCGGUGUUGCUGUCCUGGGGAAGGAGCGCGGCGAUUGGAGCGGCGCCGCCGCGGCCGCAGCCAAUGGCGGGGCGGCUGCGCGGCCGCGCUCCCCCGCCCCGUCGAGCCGCGUCCGCCCCAAACAAUGAAUGGGAGCGGCGAGCGCUGA